GUACAAGAGUACAGUGUUACUAUAAGCAAGGUAGAGUGUGAAGGACAGGAGGAAUCAUUAUUGGACUGUGCUCAAUCUGACUCUCAAACUUACUGUGUUAUACCUGUCUGGAUACAGUGCUAUGAGGACUGUCCUGCUGGGACACAUCUGGAUAGUGUCUGUAACUUGUGUCCAGUAGGGAGGUACAGUGAUAAGAGGGGAGCUGUACAAUGUGAUGAGUGUGAGGUUGGGUUCUAUCAAGACCAAGAGGGAGGGAUUAGUUGUAAGCAGUGUCCAGGAGGUAGAAUGACACGGAGAAAAGGCAGCAUAUCAGUUGAAGAGUGUGUGGUCCUUGAAUCUAAGCCAGCUAACUGUGGAGUGAGCAAUUAUAUUGACUAUAAUAGCGCACGUAUCAUAGGGGGUACUGAGGCACUUGCAGGUGAGUUUCCUUGGCAUGUUACCAUAAACUUAAGAGGGAAAGUGGUGUGUGGAGGAACGCUAAUAUCCAGCGACACAGUUGUCACAGCAGCACAUUGUCUACACAAAGCGACUACCAAGAGCAAACGUAUCUGUCACUCCGCUCCUUCAUUCAGAAGGUUUAGUACUGUACUGAAACAAGACAACAUUCAACUGAAUCCUAAAGAUUGGUCUGAUGCUGCCCCUUGUGAGUGGUUUGAUAAGGAGAUGAUGUCUGUCACUGCAGGAGCCACAGACAGAACAAAUGACAAAACACAGACAAAACAAGUGGACAAAGGAUAUGUGUCACCACGUUACAUCUACACCCUGUCCACUUCACAACACAAUGACAUAGCAGUGCUCAAACUAAAAUCUCCCUUUACCCUCAACAUUAAAGUGUCAUCUGUGUGUCUCCCUGACGCUAAUACUCCUUUAAACGAAGGCAAAAUACUCACCAUCACUGGAUUUGGAGUCACUCAGCUCCCAUCUUUUACACUAGCAAGCAAGCUAAUGAAAGCGAAUGUACCUGUUGAGAACUCAGAAGUGUGCAACCAGUAUAUGAGAGGGGAGGUGUCUGCAAGGAUGGUGUGUGCAGGGUCUAAGGAUGGCGGAGUAGACAGCUGUCAGGGUGAUAGUGGAGGUCCUUUAUUAGAUGUUUCAAUGAGUAGGUACAACAAACAAAGGUACAGUCUGGUUGGGGUAGUGAGUUGGGGGAUUGGUUGUGCAAAUAAGAACAGGUUUGGUGUGUACACUGAUGUAAGGAAAUUUCUAAAAUUCAUAGAUGAUGCAAGAAGAGGUGGUAUUGUGCCUGUGAUCUGA
This is a messenger RNA of Bolinopsis microptera, 1254 nucleotides long. RefSeq names its product plasminogen-like. Lineage: Eukaryota; Metazoa; Ctenophora; Tentaculata; Lobata; Bolinopsidae. Gene Ontology annotation, molecular function: serine-type endopeptidase activity. The record is from RefSeq and is a predicted model, not a curated record. The transcript has a single exon. Gene Ontology annotation, biological process: proteolysis. Bases 286 to 1254 code for a protein of 322 amino acids.